AUGAAUAUUACACUGACUAGCUUAGAAGCUUUAAUUUUAAAAGCAACACAUGAAUCUCUUCCGCAACCUGAUCCUGCGGCCUUAGAGGCAUUUUGUGCAAUUAUGCGUGAAGCCGCUGAUGGGCAUCAUUUAGCGGCGCAGGCUUUAGCUUCUCGUAUUCACGUACAAAAUGCCCGUGAAGCUCUAUUAGCCCUCUCUAUGUUAGAUCGUCUUAUGCGUAAAGGCGACACGAACUUUCAAGCUGAAAUUGGAAAAUUUCGAUUUUUGAAUGAAAUGAUCAAGUUAGUUUCGCCUAAAUAUUUAGCUGACAGAACUGCUCCUGAAGUUAGGACUAGGGUUUUACAAUUACUGCAUGCAUGGUCUAUUGAAUAUCCAAAGGAGAACAAAUUUAAGGUGGCCUUCGACAUGCUAAAAAACCAAGGUGUUAUUAAGGAGACUCCACCACCUCUGCCUCCUGAGGAAGUAUCUACAGCUCGACCUAGAAUUAAAAGUGCAAUUUUUGAAGAUGAUGAAAAAUCAAAGCUGCUCCAAACAUUACUUCAAAGCAAAAAACCAGAAGAUCUACAGCAUGCCAAUAGAUUAAUCAAGAAUAUGGUUAAAGAGGAGGAAAAGAGAAAUGAAGCCAACAGUCGCAGGGCAUUAGAAGUGAAUGCAGCUCUAGACAGUGCCGGGGUUCUGGCUGACAUGUUGGAUCAUGCUGCUGAAGCUACUCCUGAUGAAGAACAACUCAUUCAUGAACUACAUUCCAGCUGCACUAGACUGCGAGUUGUGUUACAACAUUUAGCUGCUUCUGACACUCAAGUUGAGAACCUUAGUGACAUCCUUCAUGCAAGUGAUGUUUUAGAUGAAGUUUUUGAUAAGUAUAAUAAGUACACAGUUAACAAAAAAAGUAACAAACUCACACCUACAAGCCAAAAUAAUGAUAGUCUUUUAGACUUUGCGGGAGGAUCUACCAGAAACACAGAUAAAGGGCAUGAAAACAGAGCUGUAGAUGAUUUAGGUGACAUAUUUUUAAAUGAAAGCAGUUCAAAUAGUCCAAUCGUGGAACUCCUUACACCUGUCAGUUUAAUACAAAAUGAUACUAUCAAUUUAGAACAAAAAGCUAAGAAGGCCGAAGGCUGGAAUGAGCUAGACUCGCUUGGAGAGCAAUUAUUAAAGCAAUCAUUACCAGAAAAUGCAAAACGAGUUGACAAUUUUAAUCAGAAAUCGAAUAAAAAAAUUCCAAUGAAUGCACUAGAAAAGUCACCACCAAAGGAAGAUAAUCAAAAGAAUGAACAACUACUGGAUCUUGAUUUUUUCACCAAAAAACUGGACAACACAAACUUAUCACCUGCUGCACAAUCAAUUUCCAUCAGCCCAAAUGACGAUCUCAUGGUGGAUAUAACUGAAACAAUAAACAAUAAUAUUCAUACAAAUGUAGAAAAAAUACUAGACCUGGCACCUUUAGAAAACAAUACAAGCGAGCAAAGUAAAGACACUGUCGAACAGAAGGUAAAAUCCUUAGCCGAUAUAAAUGUGACUUUGCAAAGUGUGCAUCCUAGUAAAGUGGCUCCAUUAACAGUGUUUGAAGAUGAGGGUGUGACGGUAGUUCUGCAUUUUUGUAAAGAUAAACCGAGACCUGAUGUUAAUGUCGUUGUGGUGUCUACUAGGAGUAAGCAUGAGUCCGCCAUUGAGGAUUAUAAAUUUCAAGCAGUGGUACCUAAGGGUUGCAAAGUCCGUCUUCUCACACCAUCUAGCACCUCUCUGCCAGCCUUCAACCCAUUUUUGCCGCCACCCGCCCUAACCCAGGUACUACUCAUCGGACGGCCGCCCAACAUCUCUGAUAUUUCACUUAAAUUCGUUCUGACGUACACAUGUGAUGACGAAAUGUACUCAGAAAUGGGAGAAGUUAAAUCAUUGCCACUUGAUGUUUAA
Messenger RNA from Pieris macdunnoughi, 1914 nucleotides. The record is from the annotation of a GenBank genome assembly. NCBI's taxonomy places the organism in Eukaryota, Metazoa, Arthropoda, Insecta, Lepidoptera, Pieridae.